AUGGCUGGAACAUCAACUGGUGCUAUUAUUGCAGUUGGUCUAUCUGCACCUGAUAAAAAUAAUCGAACAAUACCAGGUUAUGAUGCAUCUCAGUUGGUUGAACUAUAUAAAACUUGUGGAAGGGAUAUAUUUAUUAAAAAGCCUCGUAGAUUCUAUAGCUAUCGUAGAAGUCCUCUAGCGUUAACACCUAGAUAUUCUUCUUAUGGUAAAAGAAGACUAUUUGAACGUUAUUUUGAUCAAACUUUAUUAUGUGAAUGUUUAACUGAUGUUGUUAUACCAGUUGUAAGGAGUGACGAUGCGCAUACUCAUUUAUUCACAAGAAAUAAUAGUUUAUAUUCAACAACUAUAGUUGAUGUUCUUAUGGCAACGACUGCUGCACCUACUUAUUUUCAACCGCACAUUUUGAAUAAUAUGAAUCAUAUUGAUGGUGGUGUACAAAUGAAUAAUCCAACGAUGGCUGCAUAUACAAAAGCUAUUGAAUAUGGUUAUAAAAAAGAAAAUAUAUUUAUAUUAUCAUUAGGUACAGGUGAUUCUAUAUAUGAUCCAUUGAAAGCCAAUGAUCAUCCAGAUAUUAUAUAUUAUCUGAAAAACCGCAGUGCUGUAGUUAAAGUUUUAAUUGAUAGUCAACAACAUAAUGUCGAUUAUCAGAUGAGCAUUUUAAUGGAUGAUGAACAUUAUUAUCGAUGGCAAGUAUGCUUUGAAGAACUUAUUGAAUUAGAUAAAUAUGAAGCAGAUACAGUGAAUAAAUUAGAAAAUAUUGCAUAUGAAUAUUGGGAAGAAAUGCAAAUCUAUGAUAAUAAUAGAGUAAACAGAUUGAUUGAGCGUUUAAAAUCUGAAUAA
Molecule: messenger RNA, 840 nt
Organism: Rotaria sp. Silwood2
Lineage: Eukaryota; Metazoa; Rotifera; Eurotatoria; Philodinida; Philodinidae
Source: the annotation of a GenBank genome assembly